AUGGUAAAUUCUUACCUGCUGCUUGUGCAUUUGCUAACCAUGUCUGCUGUAUGCAACGCUCUCGCUGUCCCUGCUGGUGAAACGGAGACGACGCCGGACCUGACCUCUGCGGCGCCGGAUGACCGAGACAGCAAACGUGUGCUAUAUGGACUCGGCGACUCGAAUGAACACGCGCCAGAAGAGAGGAUGGCGCUAGGAGGGUGGGAAGAAGCUGGGGCGUCAACGGGCAAAGUGGUGGAAGAGGCCCUCGAUAAGAAGAAGACGAUCUGGUCCAAGGUCAAGUCGAUGUUAAGCAAUCUGAAGCAACAAUAUAAGCAGGAUCGCAUAAUCCAAGAGAGAGAGAGUAAAGAAUGGCAUAAAGCGAAUUUAAGGAAGAAUGCGAUCUUCACUGCAAGAGACGAAGAAGGGAACCUAGUUCAAGUACCGGCGCCUCCACAGCCUCAUUUAGAAUAG
This is a messenger RNA of Hyaloperonospora brassicae, 453 nucleotides long. NCBI's taxonomy places the organism in Eukaryota, Oomycota, Peronosporomycetes, Peronosporales, Peronosporaceae. The record is from the annotation of a GenBank genome assembly.